AUCAACCCGGUCGCCUUUCAUCCCCCCCGCCGGUGUGAAAACGCAACGUCGCAUCUAUUUGUCAAUACCUUCAUUUUCACCCUCUGAACAUUUCCUUGGCGCCUUGGAGCUUUUGUGGAGUUCUGAUCGUCGCGUCUACCGAGUCGACCCGCGAGCUUCGUAAUACUCAUAUCGUAGCUCCCCUGAAACUGCCGAUCGGGAAACGGUUCAUCCCAUUUGGUAGCCUUCGGGAGCUUCCCUGUCCGGUCCCGCCUCGCUCUCCGGUUCAGAGCUUAGGACAAUGCGUCUUCUCCAGAUCUGCGCUCUGACUCUGUUUGCCUUCGAUGCGACAGUCUGGGGCGCUUCUGAAGAGAAGAAGGCUAAGCCAAUUAAGCCAUGUACCGUUCUGUCGCCGACCAGCGGUUCUUUUUUCGACCUGACUCCCAUAUCAUUGUAUCCGCCAAAGGCAGGAAAGAAAUUGAAGAAGGAUGACAGAACGGAAAGCUGGCAUGCCAAGGGCUACGAUUAUCCUGCUAACUUCACUCUGAACGUUUGCGCCCCCGUAAUGGAGGGCCUCAAGGAUGUUAUUGGCGUGGAGAAAUCAUUGUGGAGGAACGUCAGUGCGUUUUACAAGAUGGAUGGGAAGACCUAUUCCAUUGGCCAGCAGUCCUCCAGCCCCAUUUUCAGAGGCCGAAAGCUUGUUCUGAAUUAUACCGAUGGAUCCCCGUGCCCGGCGCCGCGUCUCUCUCAUUCACUCAGCACUCUCGACAAAGACACUAAGCGAAAGUUGAAGGAUGAUGAUGAUGAUGACAAUAUUUCAAAAGAUGUUCGGAGAAAGUCGACUGUAAUCUCGUUCCUCUGCGAUCGAGACCCGCUGGCUCCUAAAGCUGUUGUAUCGUUUGUCGGUUCGCCCGACGACUGUGCUUAUUUCUUUGAGGUUCGCUCCCAAGCAGCAUGCGCUGGUGUCAACGACGCGCAGCAGACUUUGGGUCCUGGCGGCGUGUUUGGAGUAAUUGUUCUCAUCGCAGUUUUAGUCUAUCUGGUUGGUGGAUGUGUAUACCAGAGAACGGUGAUGCACCAAAGAGGCUGGCGACAGCUGCCCAAUUAUUCCAUGUGGGCUGGCAUUGCAAGCUUCAUCAAGGACAUGUUCGUCAUUCUCUUCUCUUCCUGUCUCCGCUUCAUGCCCAAGCGACGAAGGUACAGCCGCGUAUCAAACGGUAAUGCGCGAGGCAGGGCUGGCCGAACAGACGAUGAGAAUCGACUGAUUGACCAAUUGGACGAGGAGUGGGACGAAUAGACUGAAUCAAUCAUAAUGUUUAUUUUGGCAUGGGCGGUUGAUAGUGGCGUUUUGGCUUGAUAUUUCCCACGAUCCUUUGGUGAAGCGUAUAGACUAUAAUUCGUCACCUCCUAUAUAGCGCGAGUCAAGUACUAUGAAAAAUAGGGCAUGGAUAAUUCUACCAGAGUGCCUUUAACAUGAUUUGUAUCUGUAUCAUCAAUAACUUUUCUGGCGCUAGGGUUCAAUUACGUGACAAGGGC
Xylona heveae TC161 is the source of this 1515-nucleotide messenger RNA. Its product is annotated as vacuolar sorting receptor. The transcript has 4 exons. Gene Ontology annotation, biological process: vacuolar transport. NCBI's taxonomy places the organism in Eukaryota, Fungi, Ascomycota, Xylonomycetes, Xylonales, Xylonaceae. The record is from RefSeq and is a predicted model, not a curated record. Bases 281 to 1276 code for a protein of 331 amino acids.